This is a messenger RNA of Closterium sp. Naga37s-1, 804 nucleotides long. The record is from the annotation of a GenBank genome assembly. NCBI's taxonomy places the organism in Eukaryota, Viridiplantae, Streptophyta, Zygnematophyceae, Desmidiales, Closteriaceae.
AUGCCCCCCCAUGGCCCCCCAUGCCCCCCCAUGGGACCCCAUGCCCCCCCAUGCCCCCCCAUUCCCCACCAUUCCCCCCCAUUCCCCCCCAUUCCCCCCCAUUCCCCCCCAUUCCCCCCCAUUCCCCCCCAUUCCCUCCCAUUCCCCCCCAUUCCCCCCCAUUCCCCCCCAUUCCCCCCCAUUCCCCCCCAUUCCCUCCCAUUCCCCCCCAUUCCCCCCCAUUCCCCCCCAUUCCCCCCAUUCCCCCCAUUCCCCCCAUUCCCCCCAUUCCCCCCCAUGCCCCCCCAUGCCCCCCCAUGCCCCCCCAUGCCCCCCCAUUCCCUCCCAUUCCCCCCCAUUCCCCCCCAUUCCCCCCCAUUCCCCCCCAUUCCCCCCCAUUCCCCCCCAUUCCCCCCCAUGCCCCCCCAUGCCCCCCCAUUCCCUCCCAUUCCCCCCCAUGCCCACGCACACCCCUGGCAGGUGGCGGUGGACGAGGCAGCAGUGCACGAGGACUCGUUCAGAGUGCCCUUCGACUACACCCUCUAUGACGCCGUGCCGCCCGCCAUGCAGGCGGAGGUGGAGGCGUAUCUGCAGCGGCGGGGCGUGGGGGCACAGCUGGCGCGGUACGGGCGCCACCUGCUGCUGCACCGCGAGGUCACCCAGGCCACCGCCUGGCUCUCCUCCCUCCACUCAUUCCUCUCCACGCCCGCUGCGACCAGCAGGAGAGUUGGGCAUGUGAAGAGAGGAGGGUGGAGGGGGAAAGCAGGUGGUGUGAGAGGGGGUGCGCGCAGUGGAAGGGUGUCCAAUGCUGCCCGGUGGAGCUGA